AUGGACAGUCAGAACAUGCUCACCGGGAAGGUGGCUGCUGCUGUUAUUGGGUUGGCAGUAUGUGGAAUGUUUGUCAUACAGGGUGGAGAAACUCUAGGCUCAACCAGCAUCGGGUUUCCAACGUGGAGGGAAACUGGACUGCUUGGUGCUCCAGCACGGGUUAUGAUCUGCAUUACCGCCGGGCUUUUCCUCCUCGCCGGGGUCUGGCUGUACAGGCUGCUCUACUCCCCCCUGGUGCUGCUCCGGGCGCCCGAUGAUGUAGGGUACAUCGCAGAAGACGGUCGCUCCAAGGCACGGGCUGCAAACGAAGUCCGCCGCAGGAGGAAAAUUGGUGAUCUGCCUCCGGUGUACCCAAACGGCUGGUACCGAGUGUUGGACUCACACAUGCUGGAGAGGGGCGAGGUCAAAAAUGUCUCAGUUCUAGGUGAGCAGUUGGCAGUGUUUCGGGGCGAGGAUGGGAAGGCCCACGUGAUGGAUGCCUACUGCCCUCACCUGGGUGCCAACCUGGCUGUGGGAGGACGGGUUGUGGGAAACUGCCUAGAGUGCCCGUUUCAUGGAUGGCAGUUUCGGGGUGAUGAUGGCAAAUGUGUGAAGAUCCCCUAUGCAGAAAAAGUGCCAGAGUUUGCCAAGGUGAGCUCCUGGUACAGCCGUGAGGUCAACUCUCAGAUUCUGGUUUGGUUUCACUGUGAUGGAGAAGAUCCUCACUGGACCAUCCCAGAGCAGCCGGAGAUUACAAAUGGCGAGUGGGUCUAUCGAGGGAGAACUGAACAUUUUAUCAACGCUCACAUAGAGGAGAUCCCUGAAAAUGCAGCAGAUGUUGCUCAUCUGGGUCACCUUCACACACCAGGCAUUGUCAGUGGAGUAGAUCUGCGCUACACAAACAGCAAAACCUGGGAAUUUGUGCGACAUGACUGGAAGGCUCAAUGGGAACCAGAGUCAGAGCCCAAUAAGCAUUGCUCGCAGAUGCUGGUGAAACAUUCCCUAACUGUGUUUGGAUGCCACUGGUCUCUGCUGGAUGUUAAUGUUGUGGCCAGACAGGUAGGACCAGGAGUAGUGUUUCUGCAGUUUGACCACAGUUUCUUGGGCAGGGGUGUAAUCAUGCACUGUGUGACUCCAGUGGAGCCUCUGUUGCAGUGUGUAUCCCACACUAUCUUCUAUCAGUCCAGCAUCCCACCUCUGGUGCCCAAAUUCAUCCUCAAAGCAGAGAGCAUUCAGUUUGAGCGGGAUGUGAUGAUCUGGAACAAUAAGAAGUACAUCUCCAAACCACUUCUCGUGAAGGAGGAUUCAGCCAUCCAGAAGCACAGGCGCUGGUACAGCCAAUUCUACAGUGAGAACAGCCCGCGGCUGCAGUACCAGCACGACACUUUAAACUUCUGACCUCCCUGAACAGCGAGGCGAGAGGGUUGUCAUUAAUCAGACGUUUCAGAGGGGGGAGU
Scomber scombrus (Atlantic mackerel) is the source of this 1436-nucleotide messenger RNA. RefSeq names its product cholesterol 7-desaturase nvd. Gene Ontology annotation, biological process: cholesterol metabolic process; chlorophyll biosynthetic process. The transcript has 8 exons. NCBI's taxonomy places the organism in Eukaryota, Metazoa, Chordata, Actinopteri, Scombriformes, Scombridae. Gene Ontology annotation, cellular component: chloroplast. Gene Ontology annotation, molecular function: 2 iron, 2 sulfur cluster binding; chlorophyllide a oxygenase activity. Bases 1 to 1377 code for a protein of 458 amino acids. The record is from RefSeq and is a predicted model, not a curated record.